Molecule: messenger RNA, 1354 nt
Organism: Mytilus trossulus (common blue mussel)
Lineage: Eukaryota; Metazoa; Mollusca; Bivalvia; Mytilida; Mytilidae
Product: gastric triacylglycerol lipase-like
Exons: 8
Coding region: 130-1341 (403 amino acids)
Biological process (GO): lipid metabolic process
Molecular function (GO): hydrolase activity, acting on ester bonds
Source: RefSeq, a predicted model, not a curated record
GAUAUCUAUUGUUUAUUUCCGUUUAUUCGGAUAACAUGAUAUUUUGAUAAAAGGUGACAAGAUAAUUUUAUGAUAUAACAUUAUCAAAUGACGAUUUUCUCUCUGUUGUGACGGUGUGAAAUCAGAAAGAUGAAUGCGCUACUUGUUGGAGGUUUUGUAGUUUUAGUUUGUACUAUCGUGAGUGCAUCGCCCGUGUUGGAUAAUUCUAUUCACCAGGUAGAUCCAGAUGCCUAUAGAAAUGUUUCACAGUUAAUAACAAGCAAGGGGUAUCCUUUCGAAGAGCACUUUGUGGUGACAGAAGAUGGUUACAUACUUGGUCUACACAGAAUACCUCCAAAGCACAGCUCAGGAAAUAAUGGCAGCAACCCUGUCAUUUUGCUUCAACAUGGUCUUCUGUGUUGUUCUGCUUCCUGGGUGGACAACCUUGCCAGCCAGAGCCUUGGUUUUAUGUUGGCUGACCGAGGCAUCGAUGUUUGGAUGGGAAACAGUCGAGGAAACACAUACUCAAAACGACAUAAAACAUUAAAACCUACAGAUGAAAAAUUCUGGGAUUUUACAUGGGACGAAAUGGCAAAGUUCGAUCUUCCUGCCACAGUAGAUUAUAUUGUAAAUUCAACCAACAGCAGUCAGAUAUAUUAUGCUGGCCAUUCUCAAGGCACAAUGAUUGUAUUCGCUGAAUUAGGACGAAAUCCAACAUUAGCUUCCAAAAUUAAACAUUUCUUUGCUCUAGCACCUGUGGCUACUCUUGGCAACGUCGGAGGACCUUUUAAGGCAGUUGCUCCGUUUGCAAAAUACCUUGAUAUAUUUUUCAAUCUAUUCGGGAAAGGAGAAUUUUUACCCACAUCUGACUUCAUUCGUUUACUUGGACGUGAUUUCUGUGGAAAUAACCUUGGUAGUAUCGUUUGUGAAAAUGUUCUUUUCUUUAUUGCUGGCUUUGAUACAAAAGAGAUGAAUCGGACAAGGAUUCCAGUCUAUGUAGCAGAACAUCCAGCAGGAACAUCAGUUAAAAAUAUUCUUCACUAUGGUCAGAAUGUUUUGAGUGGAAAGUUUCAAAUGUUUGAUUACGGUUCUUUCAAGGCCAAUAUGGAUCACUACAAUCAGACCACAGCUCCGUUAUAUGACGCCAGUUUGAUGAAGAACAAUGUAUCCCUAUACACGGGUGGACAUGAUAUCCUGGCUGACCCCACAGACGUGAAAGAUCUGAUAAAAAAGCUACCGAAUAUUUACCGUCAUACAGAAAUCACUAUCUACGAGCAUCUUGACUUUAUCUGGGCCAUAGAAGCCAAUAGACAAUGCUAUGAUGAUAUUAUUAUGACAAUUUUAUCACAGGAACAUCAUUAAAUGUGCACAUGAA